CAAGGCAAAAAUCUUGUCAGUACACCUUUUUUCAAUUAUUUACCUUAAACGCUACAAUGGAACCAAUAACUGAAGUUCAAAGUGGAAAAUUAAUGGGGAAGUUGAAUAAAACCUCAAAUAACUUCGAAUUUUACACCUUCAAGGGAAUUCCGUAUGCUAAACCACCUGUAAAAAAUUUAAGGUUUGCGCCUCCUGAACCUCCACUCCCUUGGGAAGGUGUGAAAGAUGCCACCCUUGACUGCAACAUCUGUGCGCAGUUUGAUAAAGCAACAUCUACGGUAAUCGGAGCUGAAGACUGCUUGUACUUGAAUGUAUAUACUCCGAGCUUACCGAGUUCUUCAUCGUCACAAUUACCUGUAAUGGUAUUCUUUCAUGGUGGUGGCUUUUUAUUUGGCAACGGAACUGAUGAUUCCGCGCAUGGUCCCGACUAUUUAAUUGAAAAAAAUGUGGUCAUAGUAAGCUUGAACUACAGGGUAGGCAUUCUUGGCUUUCUUUGUUUAGAUUGUAAAGAAGCCCCAGGGAAUAUGGGCUUAAAAGAUCAAGUGAUGGCCUUGAAAUGGGUGCAGCAGAACAUUAAAAGUUUCAAUGGCGAUCCAGACAAUGUGACAAUUUUUGGAUUCAGCGCUGGAGCCGCAUCGGUGGAAUAUUUAAUGCUGUCUCCGAUGGCCAAGGGUCUGUUCCAUAAAGCGAUAGCAAAUUCUGGUUCUUCUUUACUACCUUGGGCAAAGUGUGAAAGAACAAGGGAGUUAGCCAGAAAAAUACCAGCGUUACAACAAAUAUCGGUACUCACAGAUGAGGAGCUGCUAAAGUAUCUGAAGGAUAUGCCCAUACAGGAACUGAUUGCAAUGUCCAUGGCAGUAAUUGCAGCUUCCAUAUGGAAGGGAGGUAUACAUUUUGGCUUUGUUCCCACAAUUGAAAAACCAAAGGAUUGGGAACCAUUCCUAAGUAAACCAACAUACAAACUUUUGUCUGAUGGUGAAUUUACAAAGGUGCCUUUCAUGUCUGGUUUUUGUACUCGAGAGGGUCUUUUGAUGUUGCCCCUUGCUGCUCCACUUUUUGGAAAGGUUGUCAAUGAAAAAAGCUUUGCUCCAUACUUGCCUUUUGAGGUGGACAGAAAAGAUGAAAUUGAUGCAGAACUGAAGGGAGUGUAUCUAAAGGAGGAUAAAGAGUAUGGGGAUGAUGACUCCUAUGCUGUUGAUUUCUACACCGACGUGGAUUUCUUGGCUGGUAUUCACAUUGCGUUAUCUAUGAUCGCUAAAAGCAAUUCUCCAGUUUUCUUCUACGAGUUUGCUUACGAUGGCAAUUUGAACUAUAUAAAAAAGAAAAUGCAGAUCAAUAGGAAAGGUGCCUGCCACGGUGAUGAUGGGGGGUAUCUAAUAAAAAGUGAGAUCCUCAAGGGAAAGCUGUCUGAAAAUGAUAUUAUGGUGAGAGAAAGAAUGUGUCUUAUGUGGACCAACUUUGCUAAAUAUGGCAAUCCUACACCAGAGUUGAACAAUGUGAUAUCAACGAAAUGGGAACCUGUUGAAGAAAAUAAAAUUAAAUAUCUUCUCAUCAAUGACAAAUUGACAAUGAAGAUAAAUCCUUACGAAGACAGAAUGAAAAUUUUUACAGAUCUGUACAGGGAAUAUUAUAAGCUAUAAAUUU
Messenger RNA from Aricia agestis (brown argus), 1644 nucleotides. RefSeq names its product esterase FE4-like. The transcript is spliced from 4 exons. Lineage: Eukaryota; Metazoa; Arthropoda; Insecta; Lepidoptera; Lycaenidae. Bases 57 to 1640 code for a protein of 527 amino acids. The record is from RefSeq and is a predicted model, not a curated record.